AUGUCUGAUCCACCCGCAGAGGGUAUUGCUAUUGCAGUAUCCACUCCAGAGCUUAUCGAUGAGAAGACCGCUGUCACGGUUCUGGAAAAGGAUGAGGCCCAAAUCAACGCGCUUGGUAAAAAUGACCGGGACUCUGCAGAUGCUGUCAUCGUCACUGGAGCCGAUGUGGCUGCUCAUCUUUUGCCGAUGCGAGAUGACUUCGACCCUACUUUGACAUUUCGCGCUGCUAUCCUGGGCUCCGGUCUCGCGGCCUUCCUGGCUGUCAUGACCCAGAUUUACACUUUCAAACCAACCCAAAUCAGCAUUUCAGGCGUUUUCCCCGUUCUUGUUUCCUACUUUAUUGGUAACGCCUGGGCCAAACUGCUCCCCCGCGGUGAUAAGUUUGAGGCGAGAUGGAGAGAACGAUAUGGGCAGGGCAGACUCCCUUGGUGGAUUACGAUCAUCAAGUUUGUGAAUCCUGGGCCGUUCGGCCUCAAGGAGCAUUCGAUCUCUGUGAUCACUGCCACGGCAGCCGGGUAUGUUACGGAUGCGACUAGUGUGUUUGCGGCACAAAAGCUGUUCUACGAUCUUCCUUUGAGCGCCACCACUGUCAUCCUAGGCAUCAUCUCUAUCGGUCUCUUUGGCUGUGGACUCUGUGGAUUCAUGCGCUCUUUCGCGGUAUGGGAUGUUGAGGCUGUCUACUGGGGUUCGCUGCCUGUUGUGAAAACUCUCCAAGGGCUUCAUUGGGACCGGGUCGAGAACUCAAAGCCACUGAAAGACUUCUGGUAUGCUUUCACGGGUAUGUCUCUUUAUGAGAUAUUUCCUGCAUACAUCUUUCCAUGGCUCAACUCUGUCUCCAUUCCGUAUCUGGCUUCGCAGAAAGCAACCGGCAACAAGGGUGCCAUACUUACCAAUCUUUUCGGCGGUGCUACUGCUAACGAAGGCCUCGGUCUCUUCUCUUUGUCCUUUGACUGGCAAUAUAUUACAUCGUCUUCAACCGCUAUUCCUCUCAAGUUGGUACUCCAUACUUUUGUGGGAACCGGCAUCUGCGCCAUGGUGAUGAUUGGGAUUUACUUCGGAAAUGCCUGGGGCUCGAGAUCACUGCCGUUCAUGGCGACUAACCUUCUUAUGGUCAAUGGCACAAAGUAUCCCGUGAGAGAGGCGUUUCCCGGUGGCUUGCUCGACAAAUCAAUCAUUGAAAAACAUGGACUGCCUCAGGUCACCGGGCCUUUGCAUUUGAUUGGCGCCCUGAUUCUUCACUGCAUCCUUUUCUGGCGCAAAGAUAUUUGGAGGGUAUAUCAACGCGCGAGGGAAGGUAAGCAUGAUGAUCCGCAUCACACUCACAUGGCCAAGCACUAUAAGGAUACCCCGUGGUGGUGCUUUGCUGGAAUUAUCAUCGUCAGCUUUGUCCUUGGUCUUGUCGUGGUGAUCAAAGAGAAUAUUACUCUUCCGGUCUGGGCGUACCUUGUCUCCCUAGCAGUAGGGAUUUUCAUUUCGCCUUUUAGCACCAUCCUCUUUGCUCGCUUCGGCAACGGCAUUGCCACCAACAACCUGUCAAAAAUGCUGGCUGGGCUCAUGCUUCCCGGUCGCCCAGUUGGUAAUAUGUACUUCGCUGCUUGGUCGCACAAUGUUGUCAUGUCUUCGGUCUCCGUGUCCACCGAUCUAAAUUUGGGCGAAUACCUGAAGAUACCCCCAAGGAUCAUGCUUUGGACUCAAAUGUAUGGCAUCAUACUUGGUGGAUUCAUCAACUAUGCUAUUUUGUCUUCCAUUAUCUCAGCGAACCGGGAUCUUCUUGUCGAGGGCAACGGAAACUCCUCCUGGAGUGGUGCGACCAUGCAAGCUUUCAACACGAAGGCGGCUUCCUGGGCCUUGGCUCCCUACUUGUACAAGAUCGGUGCCAAGUAUGAGCUGAUUCCUAUUGCCCUAGCUAUUGGUGCUUCUGCGGUGGUUAUCCAUAGGUCACUCUAUCAGAUUGUUCCCAAAAUCGGACGGUUUGACAUGUCGGAAAUUAACCUGCCACAAUUUAUCCAAUAUGCUGGUAAUAUGUCCAUGCAGCCGCAGACCUGCACUAUUCUCAGUGGGAUACUCUGUGGCUUGUUUAUCCAGGGUUACCUUCGAAAUUACCACCCACGCAUCUUCAAAGACUAUUCAUACAUUAUUGCUGGGGCCUUCGACGGUGGAAGCCUCUUUGUUGUCUUCAUUCUUUCUUUCGCCGUCUACGGAGCGGGUGGACCGUCUCGUCCGUUCCCACUAUGGUGGGGAAACAACCAAGAGGGACACGUUGACUGGUGUCCCGUUUCGAAGUAG
Messenger RNA from Penicillium samsonianum, 2286 nucleotides. RefSeq names its product OPT family oligopeptide transporter. Bases 1 to 2286 code for a protein of 761 amino acids. Gene Ontology annotation, biological process: transmembrane transport. Lineage: Eukaryota; Fungi; Ascomycota; Eurotiomycetes; Eurotiales; Aspergillaceae. Gene Ontology annotation, molecular function: oligopeptide transmembrane transporter activity. The transcript has 7 exons. The record is from RefSeq and is a predicted model, not a curated record.